Messenger RNA from Solanum lycopersicum (tomato), 1928 nucleotides. It is a transcript of the gene GH3-15, whose product is annotated as indole-3-acetic acid-amido synthetase GH3.6-like. Gene Ontology annotation, molecular function: indole-3-acetic acid amido synthetase activity. Gene Ontology annotation, cellular component: cytoplasm. NCBI's taxonomy places the organism in Eukaryota, Viridiplantae, Streptophyta, Magnoliopsida, Solanales, Solanaceae. The record is from RefSeq and is a predicted model, not a curated record.
AUCAACCCCCACACCAGAAAAUCAGUUUCCCUCUGAUAACAACUCUUGGCUAAAGCCAUCCUAUACUCUUUUUCUCUUUAGUCAUUACAUUAUUAACAAUGCCUGAGGCACCAAAGAAUUCCCCUAUUGUUGCUGAAGAAAACAAGAAAACUCUUCAUUUCAUUGAAGAUGUUACCACCAAAGCUGAUGAGAUCCAAAAGAGAGUCCUUGCUGAAAUACUUUGUCGAAAUGCCAACGUUGAGUACUUGAAGCGCUAUGCUGAUCUUAAUGGCAAUACUGAUAGAGAGACUUUCAAAAAAGUUAUGCCUGUUAUCAGUUAUGAAGAUAUUCAGCAUGAUAUCAACCGCAUUGCGAGUGGUGAUACAUCUCCUAUCUUGUGCUCCCAACCUGUCUCUGAAUUCUUGACAAGUUCUGGUACGUCAGGAGGGGAGAGGAAAUUGAUGCCAACAACAGAGGAAGAGCUUGGAAGACGAUCGUUGCUUUAUAGUCUUCUGAUGCCUGUGAUGAGUCAUUUUGUCCCAGAUUUGGAGACGGGCAAAGGAAUGUACUUUCUGUUUGUAAAAUCUGAAUCUAAGACCCCGGGAGGCCUAUUAGCUCGUCCUGUUUUAACAAGUUAUUACAAUAGCCCUCAUUUUAAAAACAGACGUCCUGACCCUUACACAAACUACACUAGCCCAAAUGAAACUAUUCUCUGCCCUGAUUCAUACCAGAGCAUGUAUUCCCAAAUGCUCUGUGGACUCAGCCAAAAUGCACAAGUCCUUCGUGUUGGCGCGGUUUUUGCCUCUGGCUUCAUCCGCGCCAUCCGCUUCUUAGAGAAGCACUGGUCCCUUCUUUGUACUGAUAUUCGAUCCGGUAUCAUGAAUACUGAAUUGAUUACUGAUUCCUCAGUAAGAGAGGCUGUGAUGAAAAUACUUAAACCAGAUCCCGAUUUGGCUGAUUUUAUUGAGGCUGAAUGUAGCAAGAAAUCAUGGCAAGGGAUUAUUACUAGGCUGUGGCCUAAUACUAAGUAUGUUGAUGUUAUUGUGACUGGAACCAUGUCGCAAUAUAUACCAACUCUUGAUUAUUAUAGCAAUGGACUACCUCUUGUUUGCACUAUGUAUGCUUCCUCUGAAUGCUAUUUUGGUGUCAAUCUUAACCCCCUUUGCAAGCCUGAAGAUGUCGCCUACACCCUUAUACCGACUAUGUGUUACUUUGAGUUCUUGCCAAUUCAUAGGAAUAAUGGUGUCAUGGAUUCUAUCGCCGCGCCCAAAUCACUCAAUGAGAAUGAACAACAAACAUUGGUGGAUUUAGUUGAUGUCAAGAUUGGUCAGGAGUAUGAGCUUGUUGUCACCACAUAUGCUGGACUCUAUCGAUACAGGGUUGGUGAUGUGCUACGAGUUGCUGGAUUCAAAAACAAGGCGCCUCAAUUCAACUUCAUUUGCAGGAAAAACGUAGUUUUGAGCAUUGAUUCUGACAAGACUGAUGAAGUUGAGCUACAAAAUGCCAUGAAAAAUGCAGUGAGCCACUUGAUGCCAUUUGAUGCUCAUGUCACAGAGUACACUAGCUACGCGGACACAACCAUAAUUCCAGGCCACUACGUCUUAUUCUGGGAAGUCAACGUGAAUGGCUCAACCCCGGUCCACCCAUCUGUCUUUGAAGACUGUUGUCUCACAAUUGAAGAGUCCUUAAACAGCGUCUAUCGCCAAGGCCGUGCCUCUGACAAAUCUAUAGGCCCUCUUGAAAUCAGGAUUGUGGAAGUUGGUACAUUUGAUAAGCUCAUGGACUAUGCCAUAAGCUUAGGUGCUUCAAUAAAUCAGUACAAGACACCGCGGUGUGUGAAAUUUGCACCCAUUAUUGAACUACUGAAUUCACGAGUCAUGUCCAAAUACUUUAGCCCUAAAUGCCCAAAAUGGACUCCUGGACACAAGCAAUGGAACAACAUGAACUGA